CAAUUUCUAGCAAAGACAAACAACUCGUCCCUUUACCGCAGUCAUUCAGAACAUGAAUAUUCCUCUCGAUGCUGCAUAUGCGACGGGUCUUUGUUAUUUUCUAGCCCCAGAGGGCUGGCAGCUAAUAUUAACAACCGUGAUCAUACUUCUGUUUCUGUUCUCUAGCCGUAACACUGUACAGCCUUUCCUGGCUCCUCCAAGUGUUUUCCCCAGAUAUGUAGCGCUAACACUUGAGAAGGCCAUCGAGCUGUCGAUUUUGGAGGAUAUUGCAUGGCUGAUCAGCUGUUUAGUUGUCCUGUAUUCAACCUACUCAUUUUGGGAGAAACUCCUCAUGGUCAUCCCCGUCCUCGCCUUUUCUGGGUACAUCAUCUCGCGAUGGGCAAGCCCUCGGUACUUACAGAGCGGGAUGAACGUGCCGGGACGAAGCGUAUUUAUCACAGUUGGUGACAACCCCCCAGAUUUGUUACCUUUGGACCACCCAUUAUCUAGUCUCGUCGUGAAUACCAAAACCGAGCUCGCAAAAGCCCAUUCCCUCCUUCGCAGUUUUGCUGCUGCCUCUGUGGCUCUACGUGGGCCUCUCGAUCUUACUUGGGCUGUCCAAAAAUACUCCCACCUCAUCGGCAAUCGACAGUCACAAAUCAUUCGGUUUGUGUCUCCUUGGCGAUUCAAUCCAGAUAGUCCAAUCUUUCCUCCUCCUCUUGGUCCGCGCUAUGCGAUGCUUCAGAAUGAAGCCAACCUCCUGGACAUCCCGUGGCUAUCGUUCGUUCCUAGUGCAAUAUGGAUUGAUAGACGAUUGGCAAGCAUGUGGGAAGAUGAAAGACAAAGCGAAACCCCAGGAUAUAAUGAUCAAUAUGAUCUCUUUCUCAAAGCCACCAUUUGUCAUGAGAUGUUGAAGGCAAUCCUCUUGGACGUCGAGAAGACCGGACACCUUCCAGAUGAUGAUUAAGCUUGUACUACUAUCAUGGAGGAAUGUGGAUCGUUCCCAUUGAUUAUCCCAUCAUCUAGCAAUCAAUUGUAAAUAUGUGGAGCCCGGUAAGAUACUGAACUCUGUAUACUUCUAUAUCUUUCCCUUGCUUUUCGGACAUCGUCUUCCGACGGUGGUUGUUCUACUGGGAGCUCUGCUAUGAUAUCUUUCAGCGCUA
Messenger RNA from Suillus bovinus, 1142 nucleotides. RefSeq lists its product as uncharacterized. NCBI's taxonomy places the organism in Eukaryota, Fungi, Basidiomycota, Agaricomycetes, Boletales, Suillaceae. The record is from RefSeq and is a predicted model, not a curated record. The transcript has 2 exons. Bases 53 to 946 code for a protein of 297 amino acids.